Symphalangus syndactylus (siamang) is the source of this 9285-nucleotide messenger RNA. RefSeq names its product zinc finger protein 284 (gene ZNF284). NCBI's taxonomy places the organism in Eukaryota, Metazoa, Chordata, Mammalia, Primates, Hylobatidae. The record is from RefSeq and is a predicted model, not a curated record. Gene Ontology annotation, cellular component: nucleoplasm. Gene Ontology annotation, biological process: regulation of immune system process; negative regulation of transcription by RNA polymerase II; regulation of cytokine production. Gene Ontology annotation, molecular function: DNA-binding transcription repressor activity, RNA polymerase II-specific; RNA polymerase II cis-regulatory region sequence-specific DNA binding.
GCCUUCUUGGUCUUGGGGCUGUCCUCGCGUCCCCGGGGAUGAGGCUGGGGGUUGGGAUUUGGUCGGGACGCGUCUCGCCUGGUUUGAGGGUUUCUGGGGGCUCUCAGCUCGCUCAGUCCUCCUCCCUCCAUCCCACCUGUGAGGCUACUUUCUCACAGUUUAGGGUUGGGAUGUUAUUAAUCUCCCUGUACCUCCCACUGCUGUUCUUUAAAAUGGGGACUUUAGGACCAUCCUAAUGAAAUCGUUUUGGGAACUGGAAGAGGUAACACAAAUGAAAGCCUUAAAGCAGUCCCUCCCUUAGUGACUGGUAGUCUCUUCUUAGUGUUAUUUUCCCACGAAGCCUGUCAGGUCCGCGGGUGGGGUCAGAGCUCCAGCUGCAGGGACCCCCGUCCUUGUCUCUGAUUCCUGCAGGACGCUGGGUGAUCCCGGACGCUUCUGACCUCUUUUUAGGAAGGCGAGGGUUGUUUCCACUUCCACGAAGGGAGAGGAACAUUUAACUUUAAUGCGGGACGGCAACGCGGUCAGGGUGUUUCACAGCUUUCUCCUUCCCCAGCCUGAUUCUCAAAAAGAGCUGCAGGGAGGGACUUCUUGGCUACUGAGGGCAAAGCUCUACGAGAGUGGUCCUUGGCUUUUUUUCUUUUACAGAGAUGCUCACCCCAACCAAGAGUGUAGAUGUGUCCUCAGGCAUGGGUGUUGAUAAUAAUUAAGCCUCAGUUGGUAACUUUAUCCCGAGGGCUUUAUACAAAUAAUCACAUUUUCGCCACACCGUGGCUCUGUGGAGAGGUACUACUUUUUUCCGUUUUAAAGAUGAGUGAGAUACAAAGGAGCAGGAGUUAUCUGAGAAUAGUCACCUAAGUAGUAAGAGGUGGAGCUGCGGUUGAAACCUGGGCAUUAGAGGUCAGAGCCUUAGUUGAUAAUCUUUUGGAUACAUUCUCAUUGAGGCAGAGGAACUAGCGGGAAUCUGGUGGGGAAAGCAAGCUAGGACUUGAUUGAAGGGACCUUGAGAGCAAGGCUCAUGGGCUUGGACUGUUCUGGGACUUUAUCAACUAUUUCAUUCAUUAGAACUAUUUCAUUUAUUACAAAUAUUUCACUUGUUAUGCAACGGUAUCAUUGUGGAGCGUUCAGAAAUUGGAGAGAUACGAGUAGUACAAGUUUAUAAUUACCCAGGAAUCCGCAUGUAAAGAUAGUAACUGUUAAACUUCGAGUGCAUUUUUUUUUUUUUUUUGAGACGGAGUCUCGCUGUGUUGCCCAGGCUGGAGUGCAGUGGCACGAUCUCGGCUCACUGCUAGCUCCGCCUCCCGGGUUCAUGCUAUUCUCCUGCCUCAGCCUCCUGAGUAUCCGGGACUACAGGCGCCCACCACCAAGCCCGGCUAAUUUUUUUGUAUUUUUAGUAGAGAUGGGGUUUCACCGUGUUAGCCAGGAUGGUAUCGAUCUCCUGACCUCAUGAUCCACCCGCCUCGGCCUCCCAAAGUGCUGGGAUUACAGGCAUGAGCCACCACAUCCGGUGCAUUUCUUUUUGGUCUUUCUUUUGGUAUAUUUGCAUAUUUAUUUAUAAAUAUUUAAACAAAAUUUUAUAACUUAAAAAAUGUGUUUUCCCUUUGUGUUUAACUAUGGAAAUUUGGAAACACUGCCAAGAGGGAAAUAACUGGUGAACUGCCAUGUUAUAUCAUGCUCAUCCUAAUUUAUCUCAUUGUUAUCUCAUUUUUUUUUGUAAAUGUUUCCUAAUAUUGGCCGGGCGCGGUGGCUCACGCCUGUAAUCCCAGCACUUUGGGAGGCCGAGGUGGGCGGAUCACCUGAGGUCAGGAGUUUGAGACCAGCCUGACCACCAUGGAGAAACCCCAUUUCUACUAAAAAUACAAAAUUAGCCAGGCAUGGUCGUGCAUGCCUGUAAUCCCAGCUACUUGGGAGGCUGAGGCAGGAGAAUCGCUUAAACCUGGGAGGUGGAGGUUGUGGUGAGCCAAGAUUGCGCCAUUACACUCCAGCCUGGGCCACAAGAGCGAAACUGCAGCCUCUGCCUCCCGGUCUCAAAAAAAAACAAAAAAAGUUUUUAACAUUUUAUUUUCAUAUCAUUUGAAACCUAUAGAAAAAUUGCAAAAAUAGUGUUAGAAGUUCUCAUAUAAUCUUUACCCAAAUUUGCCAAAUGUUUACAUUUUUCCUGUUUGCUUUGUUGUUGCUGAUCACCCAGCUACCACCAUGAACAUACCCGUAGCCAGGGACAGUUGCUUGUAGCUUUCUGCAGCCAAGAAGCCCACAUUUCAAGAUAAUUGUGCAGUGUCUUGGUAAGAGGUGUUUAGGAAGGGCUGGUUACAGGGUUUCACAUAACAUGCUAGAUACUAUUAGAUAUUAUACUGUCUAGGCAUGGUGGCUCAUGUCUGUAAUCUUAGCACUUUGGGAGGCCGAGGCAGGUGGAUCACUUGAGGCCAGGAGUUCAAGACCAGCCUGGCCAACAUGGAGAAACCCCAUCUCUACUAAAAAUACAAAAAUUAGCCGAUUUGUCCACUGUGAAGUUACUUUUUUAAAAUUUGAGGUGGCGUGUGCCUGUAAUCCCAGCUAUUAGGGAAGCUGACACAUGAGAAUCAUUUGAACCCGGGAGGCAGAGGCUGCAGUGAGCUGAGAUGGCGCCCCUGCACUCUGGUCUGGAUAACAGAACGAGACUCUGUCUCAAAAAAAUAAUUAAAUAUUAUAUUAAAUAAUAUUGUUAUCUAUUACAUAUCAGAUAGAGCUGUUAAAAAGCUACUAAUAAUAGUUAUAGUGUUGUUUAUUAGAUAGUGUUGGAUACCAUAUUACAUAACAUUGUUAUCUAAUCUGCAGCUUCCAUAUUUAAAUUUGUUCAGUUUUUUAUUUUGGUCCUUAUAACUAUCCCUUGCCCCACUUUUAACCUGUAACCCCAUUCAAAGUCCAAUUUUAUGCAUUGUCUUUAUUGUCACAUUUCUAUACUUCUCUUUAAUCCAGAAGGAUUCCACAGCCUUUGUCUUUUAUAUGCAUGGUUUUUUGAAGAGUAUAGGCAAGUUAUUUUAUAGGAAGACAUUCAUUUGGGGCUUAUCUGAUAAAUUUCAUGUUUAGGUUUAGAUUAUGCAUUGUUGAUAGGGAUACCAUAGUAGUGGUGAGGUGUCCUUUUCAUUGCAACAUAACAGUGUCCAAAUGAUGUUGGUUUGUCCCUUCACUGGUGAUCUCAGUUUUGUUCACUUGGCCAAGACAAAGUCUUUCAGAUUUGUCCACUGUGAAGUUACUUUUUUUAAAUUUUGAAAAUUAUAAUAAAGUUUCUUAUGGGGAGAUAUGUUAUUAGUGGACAUUCUACCAUAAAGAUGAGUUUCCAUUUCUCCCCCAUUUAUUCAUUCCUUCAUUCAACUAUAAACUAUUGAUAUGGACUCAGAAUUCAGUCUUACUGAUUUCAAUGACAUGUAGAUUAACAUUACUUUUUCCAAUUCUGUCAAGAUGUAUUUCACAUAUAUCUUUCACCCAUUUCAGGCAUGGAACUCAAUGAUAUUUAGGAAUUUUGUGAAGUGGAAUAACCAUGAUCAUGAUUCAGUUUAGAUCAUUUUCAUCUCCCAGUUGUGCCCAUUUAUAGUUAAACCUCAUUCUCACCUCAAAUAUGAAGCAACCACUAAUCUACUUUCUCUACUAUACAUUCUGAACAUUUCAUAUAAAUGCGAUCAUACAGUCCACGGGUUUUUGUGACUGGCUUCUUUCAUUUAACAUAAUGUUUCCAGGGUUCAUGCAUGUUGUAGCAUGAGUCAAUAUUUCAUUUCUUUAAAUUUCCAAGUAAGAUUUCAUUGUAUGGAUAGGCGACAAUUUGUCCAUUUACCCAUAGGAAGGCAUUUUGGUUGUUUGCAAUUUUGGGUUAUUAUGAAUAAUGCCGCUGUGAACAUUCAAGUGCUAAUUCACAACACAUGUUCGUAUUGUUGGGUGGCAUCCCUGACCACCCCUUCAUGUCUCUUUUUUUUUGCCUUCCAUGGCACGUUCCAGGCACAAUUCUGUCUUCUCUUGAACUGCAUAACUGAGAACUCUGCAAAUUCCCCAAAGGAGGAGGAAAAAUGACCAUGUUCAGGGGCAUCAACCUUCCCACCGAGAUACUUUUCACUUCCGAAGAGAAGAAAAGUUUUGGAUCAUGGAGACAGCAACCCAAAGAGAAGGGAAUUCAGGAGGCAAGAUCCAAACUGAGUUGGAGUCUGUUCCAGCAACAGGACCACAUGAAGAGUGGUCUUGCCAGCAAAUCUGGGAACAAACUGCAAGUGAGUUAACUAGACCUCAAGACUCCAUAAGUAGCUCUCAGUUCUCCACACAAGGUGAUGUCCCCUCCCAGGUUGAUGCAGGACUAUCUAUAAUUCACAUAGGAGAGACACCUUCUGAGGAUGGGAAGUGUAAAAAAUUCUUCAGUGAUGUCUCCGUCCUUGAUCUUCAUCAACAGUUACACUCAGGAAAGAUAUCCCAUACAUGUAAUGAGUACAGGAAGAGAUUCUGUUAUAGCUCAGCUCUUUGUAUUCAUCAGAAAGUUCACAUGGGAGAGAAACUCUAUAAGUGUGACGUGUGUAGUAAGGAAUUUAGUCAGAACUCACAACUGCAAACUCAUCAGAGAAUCCACACUGGAGAGAAACCAUUCAAAUGUGAGCAGUGUGGGAAAAGUUUCAGCCGUAGAUCAGGAAUGUAUGUUCAUUGCAAAUUACACACAGGAGAAAAACCUCAUAUUUGUGAGGAAUGUGGGAAGGCCUUCAUUCACAAUUCCCAGCUUCGGGAACAUCAAAGAAUCCAUACUGGGGAGAAGCCAUUCAAAUGUUAUAUAUGUGGUAAGAGCUUCCAUAGUAGAUCAAAUCUUAAUAGGCAUUCCAUGGUCCACAUGCGAGAGAAAUCAUUUAGAUGUGAUACCUGUAGUAAUAGCUUUGGUCAGAGACCAGCACUUAAUAGUCAUUGCAUGGACCACACAGGAGAGAAACUAUACAAAUGUGAAGAAUGUGGAAGGAGCUUCACUUGUAGGCAAGAUCUUUGUAAGCAUCAGAUGGACCAUACAGGAGACAAACCAUAUAAUUGUAACGUAUGUGGGAAGGGCUUCAGGUGGUCCUCAUGUCUUUCAAGACAUCAGCGGGUCCACAAUGGAGAAACAACAUUCAAGUGCGACGGAUGUGGGAAGAGAUUUUAUAUGAAUUCACAGGGCCAUUCACAUCAGAGAGCCUACAGAGAAGAAGAACUGUAUAAAUGUCAGAAGUGUGGGAAGGGCUACAUUAGUAAGUUUAAUCUUGACUUGCAUCAGAGGGUCCACACGGGAGAGAGACCUUAUAAUUGUAAGGAAUGUGGAAAGAGCUUCAGGUGGGCCUCAGGUAUUUUGAGACAUAAGAGACUCCAUACUGGAGAAAAACCAUUCAAAUGUGAAGAGUGUGGGAAGAGGUUUACUGAGAAUUCAAAACUUCGUUUCCAUCAAAGAAUUCACACUGGAGAAAAGCCUUACAAAUGUGAGGAGUGUGGAAAGGGAUUCAGAUGGGCCUCAACUCAUCUAACCCAUCAAAGACUCCACAGCAGAGAAAAACUAUUCCAGUGUGAGGAUUGUGGGAAGAGCAGUGAGUACAGUUCAUGCCUUCAAGACCAACAAAGAGACCACAGUGGAGAAAAAACACCCAAAUGUGAGGACUGUGGGAAGCGCUACAAGAGGCGCUUGAAUCUAGAUAUGAUUUUAUCAUUAUUUUUAAAUGAUACAUAAUUAUUGUCCGUAUUUAUGGGUUACAGCAUAUUUCAAUACAUAUAUACAAUGUAUAAUGAUCAAAUCAGUGUUAUUAGCAUAUCCGUCACCUCCUUUAUCAUUUAUUUGUGUUGAUCGUUUAUCAUUUCUUUGUGUUUUGAACCUUCAAAAACUGCUGUUCUAGUUAUUUGAAAAUAAGUUAUUAUUAAUUAUAGUCACCUUUAGUGCUGUGGAACACUAGAACUUGUUCCUUUCAUCUUAUUGUACUUUCGUAUCUGUUAACCAAUAUUUCAUCAUCUACCCUCCCUCCUACUUUUCUCUUCUAGUAAUUGCUAUGCCACGCUGCUUCUGCUUUUUUUUUUUUUUUUUUUUUUUGAGAACAGAGUCUUCCAGGCUUGAGUGUAAUGGCAUGAUCCUGACUCACUGCAUCCUCCACCUCCUGGGUUCAAGCGAUUCUCCUGACUAAACCUCCUGAGUAGCAGGGAUUACAGGCAUGCGCCACCACACCUGGCUAAUUUUUGUACUUUUUUUUUUUUUGAGACGGAGUAUCGCUCUGUCACCCAGUCUGGAGUGCAAUGGCCUGAUCUCGGCUCACUGCAACCUCUGCCUCCUGGGUUCAAACGAUUCUCCCUGCCUCAGCCUCCCGAGUAGCUGGGACUACAGGCGACCGCCACCACACCUGACUGAUUGUUGUAUUUUUAGAAGAGAUGGGUUUUUGCCAUAUUGGCCAACCUGGACUUGAACUCCUGACUUCAGGUGAUCCGCCCACCUCACCCUCUCAAAGUGCUGGGAUUACAGGCAUGAGCCACCAUGCCCACCAUGCCUAAAAAUUUUUGUAUUUUUAGUAGAGAUGGGGUUUCACCACAUUGGCCAGGCUAGCCUUGAACUCCCAACCUCAAAUGGUCCACCUGCCUUGGCCUCCCAAAGUGCUGGGAUUACAGGCAUGAGCCACCGUGCCCAGCCAAUGCUAUGCUGCUUCUGUGAUGUCAACUUUUUAGCUUCCACAUAUGUGUGAGAACAUGUGGUAUUUAUCUUUCUGGGCCUGAAUUUACAUCACUCAACAUCAUGUUCUCCAAAGCUUAUCUUUAUCUUGCCAUAAAUGACAGAAUUUUAUUAUUUUUUAUGGUUAAAUAGUGUACCUUUGUGUAUGUGUGCCACAUUUUCUUUACCAUUUUCUGUUGAUGAACACUUAGAUUGGUUCCAUAUGUUAGCUAUUGCAAAUAGUACUAUAAUAAAUAUAGGAGUGCACAUAGGAGUUCAACACACUGAUUUCCUUUCCUUCGGAUAUACAGCUAGUAGUGGGAUUGCUGGAUCACUUGAAUGUUGAUAUGCGUAAGAGGAGCUACACUGGAGAAGAACCGUGGAAGUGUGGAGAUUGUGGUACAUGCUUCAGUCAGGGCUCACAUCUUCAAAUUCAGUGUCUGUUCUGUAGAGAAACCUUAAUAAUGUCAUAUAUGUGACAGCAAAGAGUUAUAAGGUAUGAAUAUGUUAAUUUUAGUAGAUGCUUCCGAAAAGUAUUUCAAACUGGUUGUACCACUAUAAACUCUGACCAUUAUUAGGCAAGAAUUGGCUUUUUUUUUUUUCUUUUAAGACAGUCUUGCUGUGUCACCCAGACUGGCAUGCAGUGGAAUGAUCAUGGCUCCCUGCAGCCUUGACCUCCCAGGCUCAAGAAAUCCUUCUGUCUCAGCCCCUCAAAAGCUGGGACUAUAGGCAUGCAACAACACGCCUGGCUAAAUUUUUGUUGUAGAGAUGGGGUCACACUAUGUUGCCCAAAUUGGUCUCAAACUCUUGGGCUCAAGCGAUUCUCCUUCCUCAGCCUCCCAAAGUGCUGGGAUUACAGGCCUGAGCCAUGCGCCCAGCAUUCUGUUUUGUUUUGUUUUUGAGAUGGGGUCUCUCGGUGUUGCCCAGGCUGGAUUGCUUAUUCACAGAUGCAGUUACAGUACCCUAUAGCCUCGAACUCCUGAGCCUAAGUGAUCCUCUUGCUUCAACCCCCUGAGAAGCUGGAACUACAGGCAUGGACCACCACCCCUGACUGAUCUUCUUUAGUUUCUAUCAACAAAUUAGUACACUGUUUCCACAAACUUGGGAGGGCUAGUAUUUUUUUGGGGGAAAAUCACUAAACAACAAAGAAAAUCUGAUGAAUUGGACAGCAUAAAAAUAUUGGCAUAAAGAUGAACAUAACAUAAGCAGGAAUAUUUAAAGCACAUACUUUUUAUAGAGUGUCUCCCCUGUAAUGUCUCUGGUUAAAUGAAAGGAUUUCAAAUGUGAAGACAACCCUAACCAUACUCAUUACCUGUAAAAGAUGUAGCAUUGUCAUGGACCCCUUAAUAAACGUAAAGACUUUAAUCCAUCUGAAGGUGCAUUACAUUUCUGAAGUUUCCAACCCUGACAAGGUGAUGGGCUUACGGAUGAAAACUCAUGAAUGGGAAAAACUCAGCUAUUGUUAAAGCCCAAUAUAUUUUAUUAAAGAUAUUGGGGCUUCUCCUAAAUCUAGUUAGUGAUGAAUUUCAAGUCUAGAGCCAUCACUGAAUCCUUGUCCACAUUCAUUACACAUAGGUUUUCUGAGCAAAUUGUCUGCUGGUUAUGAGAGGUCUUCUCCAGUGCCAAAGUGAGUAUAAUAACCUUGCUUUUGGCCAGGCGCGGUGGCUCAUGCCUGUAAUCCCAGCACUUUGGGAGGCUGAGGUGGGCGGAUUGCCUGAGGUCAGGAGUUUGAGACUAGUCUGGCCAACAUGGUGAAACCCCGUCUCUAUUAAAAAUACAAAAAAAUUAGCUCAAUGUGGUGGUGGCAUGCGCCUGUAAUCCCAGCUACUCAGGAGGCUGAGGCAAGGGAAUUGCUUGAACCAGGGAGGUGGAGGUUGCAGUGAGCCGAGAUCGCGCCAUUGCACUCCAGCCUGAGCGACAGAGCGAGACUCCGUCUCAAAAAAUAAAAAUAAAAAUAAAAGUAAAAGUAAGCGAGCUUGCUUUCUUUUAUGUGCUCCUUGAUUUUGAUGGUGAUGUGAAAUCAAACUGAAGCUGAAAAUACAAUAAUCACAUUUAUACAGGGCAUUUUUCAAGGAAAUUUAUUGAUUUUUACUUUAAUAAUUUAGUGCCUCACUUUUGUAAGUCUCGUGUAAGUGGCCAGGCAUGGUGGCUCACACCUGUAAUUCCAGCACUUUGGGAGGCUGAGGCAGAAGGAUCACCUGAAUCUAGGAGUUCGAGACCAGCUUUUUACAGAGUAUCUCCCCAAUAAUGUCUCUGGUUAAAUGAAAGAUUUUCAACUGUGAAGACAACCCUAACCAUACUUAUAUUCUAAUUCCUUUGCCUUUCCAUAUAAAUUUUAGAAUAAUUUUAUAUCUACAAAAUAUCUUGCUGGAAUUUUGAUAGUAAUUAUUUUAACCCUGUGUAUCAAUUUGGGGAGAAUGAACAUUUUUGCUAUAUUGAGUCCCACAAUCCUCAAACAUACAAUGUCUCUCCAUUCAUUUAAUAUUGUUGGAUUUUCUUCAUCAGUGUGUUGUAAUUUUCAUCUUACAACCCUUGUACAUCUUUUGUCAAACUUCCUUCUAGGUAUGAACUUUGAUUUCCAUGUGUUCAUUGCUAGUAUAAUAUAUAUAAAUUAAUUUUGUUAUGCUGAUCAUGUA